CAAACAAACAGGAGUCCAUCUUGACCGGAAUCGGAGCACAUUAUUGAUGACGUCAUAGCUCAACUUCUCGAUGUUUAUUUUCAUGUUUUCAUUAAAAGUUUUCAUUUAUUUAUGUGGAAAAGGUCUCUUUUUCUACUUUUUUAGUAUAAAUAACGAAAUACCGAAUUAUAUAAAUUUUGAUGAGGACUUUUCUGAAGUAAAAUUGAAUUUCUCAUCGAAUGGUGUGAACAAUUUUUGUUUUCGUGUAGAAAUAAAAGACUUUAUGAAGGUAUUUUCAUUCACGGAUUAUGAGCACAUGAGUGUUUCAAAAUGUUCAGAAUUUUAUUCUGUUCGAAAUGUUUUUUUUUUUACCCAAAGGCUCACUCAGCGUUUAUUGUUCAAAAUUCAUUAAAGCUCCAAGUUGUGAAAACCAGAGAUGCGGAGUAAAAAUCGAACGUUGAGCUUUAAUGAAUUCAUUGAAUUCUGAAAGAUAAACACUAAACAGUAGCAGCUUUGGAUAAAAAACUAUUUUGAACUGGAUAAAAAUAAAAUUCUGAACAUUUUUGAUUUUGGUAUUUUAAAACACUAGUGUUUUCAUUGAAAAUUUCGAGAAAUUUCAAUUCAAUAUAUCUACUUACAUAAUAAUUUAUCCAUGAAUGAAAAUACUAUAUUAUAAUAUAAAGUCGUUGUUUCUGUAAUUCUGCUGGAAAGCAAACCAUUCGACGAAAAAUGUCAUUUUAAUUAAGAAAAGUCAUCAUCGAAAUUUACGCAAAUUCACUUUAUUCCUACCAAUAAUGAUUAAUAAAGUCGAAAAACUGAAUUUCUCCCAUACAAUUACCUGUGAAAACUCGGAAAAUGAUAAAUAAACAUCGAGAAGUUGAGCUAUGACGUCAUCAAUAAGGUGCUCCGAUUCCGGUCAGGAUGGACUCCUCAAACAAACGAACCCUCUUGUCAAUUUUUCUUCGAAUUUCUAAAUAAUAAUAAUAUCAUAUGGAAUUCCAAGAGUUCCGAGCGUCGACUUCGAGCUAAUAAUGAAUGUUCUUCUGAAUUCUAAUUGUACCAAUUCAUAAUGGAUUUCGUUUGCAACGUUUGUAAUACACCUUUUUCCAGGAAACAUGACUUAUUAAAGCAUACUGAACGAAAUAAAUGUUCAACCAAGAAAAGGAACUGUGGAGAUUUCGUUUGUGAGCAUUGUGGUUCUAGGUUUGUAAGAAAAUCUGACGUUACUCGGCACAUUAAGAAAAAUGUAUGUUUUUCUAAAAAGCAAUCCAUCAAAGUCAGAAAAAGAAAAACCGAUAUAAACACCACAAUUUUACAGUUUGAAAGCAAUGCAGACUUUCUAGCGUGGAAAGAUUGCGAGGAACAGAGAACGCUCUCGAAAUAUUCCCAAUCGUGUGGAACAUGGACAACAAAAACUGGUAAAAAAUGUCGGUACCGUUGUCACCGUUCUGGAUUUGUACGUACGCGUUUAAAAGAGCCUUUCCGAAAAAGAAGUUAUAAAUUAAAAGGAUCUUGCAAAAUCAAUGGCUCUUGUACCGCGUAUAUGCUAUAUGAAGAAAGUCUUGAUGGAAAAGUCGUAGUGAAGUAUAAUCCAGUUCAUAGCAAUCAUGAUCUUGAAAUAAAACAUGUUCCUAUCUCCAACAUUGUUAAAGAAAACAUCGCUGAGAAGAUCAAAUCAGGUGCUACAUUAGAUGAAGUAUUGGCUGAUAUUCGAGACACGACAGAGGACACUGGUUUUACUAGAACGCAGCUUAUCACAAAACACGAACUGCAUAACAUCAUUAGAGAAAAAAAGAUUGCGUAUCGUAGCGAAAACCCUGAAAAAUCUGUCGAUGCAGAGAGUGUCGAAUCAAUAAUUGAAGAUUAUCACGCAAAGUUUGGAAAAGAAUCACCGUUUAAAUAUUAUAAAGAACAAGGCGAAAUAAAAGAUCAGCUCGAAGAAGAUGAUUUCUUAUUGGUCAUUAUGAAUGCAGUGCAGAUCGAUUUGAUGAAACAAUUCGGCCGUGAUAAAAUAUGCGUAGCCAGCAUUCAGGCAUCGAACGACUACGAUUUUCAUUUAAACUCUGUUUUGGUGGUCAAUGAACUAAAUGUAGCUGUUCCUGUAGCCCAUGCCAUUUCCAAUAAAGAGAGCUUUCAGAUUAUGAAUAAAUUUUUCGAAAUUAUCAUGCAAGAGUGUGGUGUUAUCUGCACUAAUACGUUCAUAUCUGACGACUUUGCCUCUUAUAUAAACGCAUGGAUGAUGGUGAUGGAAGAACCUAAAAAUAUUUUAUUAAGUCAUUGGCACGUAGACAAAACCUGGAGGAAAAGUUUAAACCUCGUAAACGGUUCGAAAGAUUUGAAAGAUGAAGUUUACAGAGUGGUUCGAAGUCUGAUGGAUGAGAAAAACGAAGCUUUAUUUCCAAAUAUAGUGACAUCAGUAAUCGAUAACUUUUUUUCUGAUCCAAAUACAAUCGAGUUUGGAAAAUUUUUCGAAAUGGAAUACAGCAAUCGCUACGAAAUGUGGUCAUUUGCCUUCCGCAAGGAUAUUGGAAUGAACACGAUGAUGGAAAUUGAAGCUAUGCACAAAGAGCUGAAAUUCAUAUACUGUCGUGCGUUGAAAAACAAAAGGCUAGAUAUGCUGGUCUCUAAAUUACUCAGAAUGAGUCGCAGUAAAGCUACACAACGAGUGAGUCAAUUGCUCAUGGAGUCAGACUCUCGUGCAUUGAAAAAAAUCAGAGACCAGCACCAAAACGGUCAAAGAAUUAUUCCAGAAGAUGUUUCGAUUACCGACUGCGGUAUUGGACAUGUAAGAUCUCAAAGCAAUCGGUCAUCUUAUUACGUAGUUAAAAGAAUUGCAGACGAAUGUGAUUGCAGAUUUCGUUGUAUCGACUGUGGAGAAAUUUGCGCUCAUAUGUACGAAUGUACCUGUGAUGAUUAUGUACGAGGAUAUUUUAUUUGUAAACAUAUUCACGCGUUCGUUCUUAGGAUACCAGUUGUAGAAGUACCAUUAGAAUUUAUCGAUGAUGGAAAGGAAAACGAUGCGGAAGCUGGAAACUUGAUAGAAGUAAUAGAUAUGCAAUCCCUGCCCGAAAUUCGUGUACCAAGUGUUAGAGAGUCUGUGAAGGAAGUACUCAGACAAAUUUUAGAAAAUAUUGAACGUUGUAAACACAUCGAAGAGGACGAAGAUGACAUAAAAGCGUUGAAUACAUUGAAGCAAAUUAAUAAAAUGUAUGAAAUGAAAUCGAAGCGGAAUCGAAUUUCUACGUGAAAUAAUUUUACUUAUUUAUUUUAGCGCCAAUGUGUGAUUUUUUGUGUUCUCAAUUUUUUAAACGUUUCAAUGUCUAAUGGUAAAGAGUUUUUGUUCAAUUAUUUUUUAAAUAAACUUUAUAAUUCGUUA
Messenger RNA from Planococcus citri (citrus mealybug), 3355 nucleotides. RefSeq lists its product as uncharacterized. The transcript has 6 exons. Gene Ontology annotation, molecular function: zinc ion binding. The coding region runs from base 1049 to 3226 and encodes 725 amino acids. The record is from RefSeq and is a predicted model, not a curated record. Lineage: Eukaryota; Metazoa; Arthropoda; Insecta; Hemiptera; Pseudococcidae.